UUAACUUAGGAAUUUACAAUAAAGUGUUGUUCUCAAAAUUAUGGGUAAUGCAGAUUUUGAAUGCCCUCACAGAGUAGCCAUUCCUCCAAAAAAGCCCUUCUUGGACUCCUUAGCUUCCAACUUCAAAGAAACCUUCUUCCCUGAUGACCCUUUCAAACAAUUCAAAAACCAACCUUUAUCCACCCAAAUCCUUCUUUGGCUUAAGUACUUUAUCCCCUUCCUCGAUUGGGCCCCUCGUUACACUUUCGACUUCUUCAAAGCCGACCUCGUUGCCGGUAUCACCAUCGCUAGUUUAGCUGUCCCUCAGGGUAUCAGCUAUGCCAAUCUCGCCAGUAUCCCUCCCAUCAUUGGGCUUUAUUCGAGCUUCAUCCCUCCGUUGAUCUACGCCAUGUUGGGAAGCUCGAAAGAUAUUGCGGUGGGGACAGUGGCGGUAGCGUCGUUACUCAUGUCCGCCAUGUUGGGGAAGGAAGUCAACCCAGUAGAACAUCCGAAACAAUACGUUCAAUUGGUUUUCACUGCCACCUUUUUUGCAGGAGUUUUUCAAGCUUUGCUCGGUUUUCUCAGAUUAGGGCUUAUUGUGGACUUUUUGUCGCAUGCAACAAUAGUGGGGUUCAUGGGUGGUGCAGCAACGGUGGUUUGUCUUCAGCAAUUAAAAGGCAUAAUGGGAUUGGUUCAUUUUACGCAUGAGACUGAUAUUGUAUCCGUUAUGCGUUCUCUUUUCUCUCAAAUUCACAAGUGGAGAUGGGAAAGUAUUGUGUUGGGUUGCUGUUUUCUCUUCUUUCUCCUCCUCACUAGAUACUUGAGCAAGAAGAAACCAAUCUUCUUUUGGAUAAGUGCAUUGGCGCCUUUGACUUCAGUUAUCUUGGGAAGUCUUCUGGUUUACUUAACCCACGCUGAAAAGCAUGGAGUUCAAGUGAUUGGUCAUUUGAAGAAAGGGUUGAAUCCCCCAUCUGCAUCUGAUUUAGUAUUUGGAUCCCCUCAUCUCGCCAUUACCAUCAAAACAGGGAUCAUCAUCGGAAUCAUUGGCCUCGCUGAAGGAGUUGCAGUGGGAAGAAGUUUUGCUGCAUUUAAAAACUACCACAUUGAUGGAAACAAGGAGAUGAUAGCAUUUGGGAUGAUGAACAUUGUUGGUUCUUGCACUUCUUGCUACCUUACUGCAGGGCCAUUUUCGAGGACUGCAGUGAAUUUCAAUGCAGGAUGUAAAACCGCGGUCUCGAAUAUUGUCAUGUCAAUUGCUCUGAUGAUCACUCUAUUGUUUUUGACGCCAUUUUUCCAUUACACGCCCCUGGUGGUGCUUUCCUCCAUAAUCAUCACUGCUAUGCUUGGCCUAAUCAACUAUGAAGAAGUCAUCCACCUUUGGAAAAUCGACAAAUUUGACUUUGUUGUUUGCCUUGGUGCAUAUAUCGGUGUCGUCUUUGGCAGCGUUGAAACAGGCUUGAUCGUUGCGGUUACACUCUCUUUGUUAAGGGUGCUUCUCAUCAUCGCAAGGCCAAGAACUUUAGUAUUAGGCAACAUUCCCAACUCCACAAUUUACAGAAGCGUUGAUCAAUAUCCAACAGCCAAAAAUGUGCCUGGAAUUCUCAUCCUCCAAUUGGAGGCCCCAAUCUAUUUUGCCAACUCAAACUACCUGAGAGAAAGGCUUUCAAGGUGGAUUACAGACGAAGAAGAGAGGAUAAAAUCAUCAGGAGAAACCAGCUUGCAGUACAUAAUUCUAGACAUUUCCGGCGUAAGUAGCAUUGACUCAAGUGGAAUCAGCAUGCUUGAAGAGGUUAAGAAGAGUACUGAAAGAAAGGGCCUCAAACUUCUGCUUGCAAAUCCAAGAAGUGAAGUGAUCAAAAAGUUAAACGAGGCGAAGUUCAUCGAUGCGAUCGGACAAGAAUGGAUCUAUCUUACGGUGGGAGAGGCUGUAACAGCCUGCAAUUUCAUGCUCCACACUUGCAAGCCAAAUCCUGUAGCUGUUGAAUUAGAUUCACAUGUGUAGCCUGCAAAAUUACUCCAAGCUACAGAAAGGAGAUCAAUUUGCUGAUGGGGUCCUCCCACUAAGUUCGCAUGGUAAUAUAUUCCACCAAUCAGGAGGCAACAUAAUGGAAAUAAUAGUUUCAUUCUCUUAUUUUUUUGGUGGGAGGUUAAAUAUUGUAGUAGUAGAAAAUGAAAUAGCGUGAAAAUCAUUUAAAAGAGAUCGUUUUCACGCUUUCAUAUCAUGUCAUGUCUUUGUUUAUAUUUUCUCUAACUAUUGUUGCCAUCAAAUUUCCUUCAUGACAUGAUUAUCUAUACGAGAGUUCACUGCUUUCUUUUUCA
Messenger RNA from Benincasa hispida (wax gourd), 2298 nucleotides. RefSeq names its product sulfate transporter 3.1-like. Gene Ontology annotation, cellular component: membrane. Lineage: Eukaryota; Viridiplantae; Streptophyta; Magnoliopsida; Cucurbitales; Cucurbitaceae. Gene Ontology annotation, biological process: sulfate transmembrane transport. Gene Ontology annotation, molecular function: secondary active sulfate transmembrane transporter activity. The record is from RefSeq and is a predicted model, not a curated record.